ACUGUCCUCUAUCCUCUACUGCUCCUGAUAUUGUAUCUUGCUAUAUAUCUUGCCAAAAUGCAGCUCUGGCAUUCUCUCCAGCUCUGUCUUCUCGCCGCUGCCAUUCCGGCACGCGCUGCUUCAGCAUGGGGCUACACUGAUGCCACCGUGUCAGUUCAGACCAAGGGCGCCGGCGUCGGGUCGGGCUUUAAGCAGGAAAUUCCCGAUAACAAACCCCUCGUGGCCCCCGUCUCCCUCGGAAGCUUGGAUACCCUCCGCGUGACGCUGACGGCCCAAGAAGGUCGAUCUCCGAAGCGGGCGCAUCAAGUCUUCCUCCUCAUCAAAGACCCCGAAACUGGCUUGGAUAUCUCAUACCCAUUCAAUGUGAAGGACAAUGGCAAGUCGAGGGUAGAUCUGACUCAAAAGGACCUCCCGAUUCAAUUCCUCUCCCUCCCCCAACCGGUCGACGCUCGUCUCCUCAUCGGAUCCUUUGGCGCCUCGGAAGCCUACAAUGAGCCCGCGUUCCAACUGUCGAUUACCCGCAACCCCGACGAACCAGUCCCGACGGUCGAGGUGUCGCGAUACGGCAAGCUGCCCGAGAUCCAUCACAUUUUCAAGGGGGACCCCAAGAACCCACCGAUUGCUGUUACACUUGGUUUCCUGGCUAUGACUCUGGCUGCUCUUCCGAUUCUCGCGGGUGUGUGGUUUUUCCUUGGUGUUAACCUCAACCAUCUCCAUACCGCACUCAAGUCCGCUCCCGUUCCUCAUGCUGUUUUCCUCGGAUCGUUGGUCUCGAUCGAAGGAAUCUUCUUCCUGUACUAUACCUCUUGGAACAUCUUCCAGAUGCUUCCUGCUGUUGCUGCGGCUGGCGCCGUUGCGUUCGUCAGUGGUAGUCGCGCAUUGGGUGAGGUUCAGGGCCGACGACUUGCAGGUCUUCGGUAGAUAGUACCUACUGGCCUAAUGUUCGACGUUGUCCCACUCUACAUGGUAUGCCAUGAACCUCUACGCAAUCAUGUGGAUUAGCCUUUCAGCCUUUUAGCGAAUGUAAAAGCAUUUUCAUGAAUA
Messenger RNA from Aspergillus glaucus CBS 516.65, 1044 nucleotides. RefSeq names its product putative oligosaccharyltransferase subunit ribophorin II. Gene Ontology annotation, biological process: protein N-linked glycosylation. The transcript is spliced from 4 exons. The coding region runs from base 58 to 921 and encodes 287 amino acids. NCBI's taxonomy places the organism in Eukaryota, Fungi, Ascomycota, Eurotiomycetes, Eurotiales, Aspergillaceae. The record is from RefSeq and is a predicted model, not a curated record. Gene Ontology annotation, cellular component: membrane; oligosaccharyltransferase complex.